Vidua macroura (Pin-tailed whydah) is the source of this 5893-nucleotide messenger RNA. It is a transcript of the gene OSBPL3, whose product is annotated as oxysterol binding protein like 3. NCBI's taxonomy places the organism in Eukaryota, Metazoa, Chordata, Aves, Passeriformes, Viduidae. Gene Ontology annotation, cellular component: perinuclear endoplasmic reticulum; plasma membrane; cytosol. The coding region runs from base 399 to 3065 and encodes 888 amino acids. The record is from RefSeq and is a predicted model, not a curated record. The transcript has 24 exons. Gene Ontology annotation, molecular function: cholesterol binding.
ACCGGCCCUUUAUGCAGGCUAUCGCUCCUGCCAGGCUCCUUCCUUCCUCGCUCCUGCCUGCGGGGCGCCGCUGCCCGGGGGCCAUGGCGGGGGCGCCCGGCGGGCCGUAGGUGUGGAGCUCAGAUCCAACACAGGACUCAUGUGAGCUUGCACAUCUUGCCUAAUGGAAUAGCUCAUACUUUCACUUCUACUUCUGUAAGAGAAGAGAUUUGGAUUCUUCCUGGUGGCAGUGAUCCUACCCACUCACUGAGUUUCCAUGGGGUACAGGUCAUGCAACUGGACUGCAUUUGGGUAAAGGAUGAGUUCAGUGUUUCUCUGAGGAGUCUUCCAACACAUUUUCCAAAUUACCUUUCAAUGGUGUUCUAAGUGAGCUUAUGUGAAACAAACAGUAUUGGAUCAUGAGUGAAGAAAAAAACUUCGGUGCAUCCCAGAAAAUGUUGUCUCCUUCAAGAAGUACGAGCAGCUGCUCCUCCAAGCAGGGAAGUCGACAGGACAGCUGGGAAAUUGUAGAAGGACUCCGGGGAGCAAUGAAUUGUACCCAGGAGCCACAGAGGCAGGAGGGCUGCUUGCUGAAAAAGAGGAAGUGGCCUCUGAAAGGCUGGCAUAAGAGAUACUUCUUUUUGGACAGAGGAAUCUUGAAGUAUUCUAAAUGCCGAGCUGAUAUAGAGAGAGGAAAACUUCAUGGCUGUAUUGAUGUUGGACUUUCUGUCAUGUCUGUAAAGAAAUCAACAAAAUGUAUAGAUUUGGAUACAGAGGAGCAGAUAUACCACCUGAAGGUGAAGUCUCAGGAGCUGUUUGAUGAAUGGGUAGCGAAACUUCGCCAUCACAGAAUGUACCGUCAGAAUGAAAUCUCCAUGUUCCCUCACGACGCCAAUAACAUUUUCUUCCCUGUGUCUACUACUUCGGACUCUGUCCCAGGUUUCUGUGAUUCUACAGCAGGUAGAAAGGCAGGCAGCUUGACCAAACAGAAUUCAACAUCAACUGGAGGUAAUUUAUCGUUUUCUUUUUCAAGUAAUGAGUCCAGGAUUUCAUCUUGGCUACAGUCUUCUGAAGACAUGGAAAAAUGCUCAAGAGACCUCUCCAACUGUCACACAUAUUUACUGGAAAUGAACCAGCUGUUACAGAGCAUGGAUGUUCUUCACAGGACAUAUUCAGCGCCUGCUAUAAAUGCUAUGCAGGUUGGACCUUUUGAAAGCCCAAAGAAGGAAAAGAGAACACACAGGAGGUGGCGAUCCAGAGUUGUUGGGAAAGAGGCUAAAGGAAUGUUACAGGUGCCUUCAGUAUUUUCUGCCCCUAUGAGACUUCAUGCUUCCAAUCCAAACUUAUCUACAAUAGAUUUUGUAGAGGAGAAAAAUUACUCCGAUGGCUCUGAAACAUCAUCAGAAUUUAGUAAAAUGCAAGAGGACUUAUUUCAUGUUGCACAUAAAGUUUACUUCACCCUGAGGUCAGCUUUCAGCACCAUAUCUACAGAGAGAGAAAAGCUGAAGCAGAUGCUGGAGUACGAUGCAUCCUCAUCUCCAUCUGCACAAAUAGUGGGCUUGAAGAAUGCCUUAACAUCUGCAAUAGCACAAAACACAGAUCUUAAAGACCGGUUACGCAGAAUACAUGCCGAAUCUAAGAUCAUUGAUUCAGCAUCUAAUGCAAAAUCAAGCCCAGAUUUGGUGAAGGAAAAUUCAAGAGAGGAAGGCAGAGGUCUGGUUCACCAGGUCUCCAAUGAAAGCAGACUGUCUAUCGCUGACUCUCUCACAGAAUUUUUUGAUGCACAGGAAGUCCUGCUGUCUGCUAGUUCUUCAGAAAAUGAGGUAUCAGAUGAUGACUCAUAUGUAAGUGAUAUCAGUGAUAAUGUAUCAGAAGAUAACCUAAGCAAUGACAUGGAGAAUGAAAGACAAACUUUAGAUUGUAUUUCUGAAAGCGGAAUUGGAUGCAAUUCUAAACGGAGAACAUGUUUACCAGCUCCAUGUCCUAACACAAGUAACAUCAGCCUGUGGAAUAUCCUGAGGAAUAACAUAGGGAAGGAUCUCUCCAAAGUGGCCAUGCCCGUUGAGUUGAACGAGCCACUGAACACCCUGCAGCGCCUCUGCGAGGAGCUGGAGUACAGCGAGCUCCUGGAUAAAGCAGCGCACACACCAAACCCCUUCGAGCGGAUGGUGUACAUAGCUGCCUUUGCAGUCUCUGCCUAUGCAUCCAGUUACUACCGAGCUGGAAGUAAGCCAUUUAAUCCUGUGCUUGGAGAAACCUAUGAAUGCAUUCGUGAAGAUAAGGGUUUCCAGUUCUUUGCAGAACAGGUCAGCCAUCACCCACCUAUUUCUGCAUGCCAUGCUGAAUCUGUGAAUUUUGCUUUUUGGCAAGAUGUCAGAUGGAAAAACAAAUUCUGGGGGAAGUCCAUGGAGAUUGUUCCAGUUGGCACAACACACGUAACUCUUCCAGCUUUUAAAGACCAUUUUGCAUGGAACAAGGUGACGUCCUGCAUCCAUAACAUCUUAAGUGGGCAAAGAUGGAUUGAACACUAUGGAGAGAUCAUCAUAAAAAAUCUUAAUGAUGACACGUGCCACUGCAAACUGACUUUCAUAAAGGCAAAGUAUUGGAAUCCAAACGCACAUGAGAUUGAAGGCAGUGUCAUGGAUAAAUCUGGGAAAGUUGUGCAUCGACUCUUUGGGAAGUGGCAUGAAAGUUUAUACUGUGGGACAACUUCAUCUUCAAACUGCAUAUGGAGAGCAAAUCCGAUGCCUAAAGAUUAUGAACAGUGGUAUGGAUUUACACAAUUUGCACUGGAGUUAAAUGAACUGGACUCACAAACUAGGUCAUUACUCCCAUCCACUGAUACACGUUUUAGGCCAGACCAAAGGUUUCUAGAAGAAGGGAAUAUUGAAGGAGCUGAAAUGCAAAAGCAGAGGAUCGAGCAGCUACAGAGAGAACGACGGAAGGUGCUAGAAGAAAACAAUCUAGAGCAUCAGCCUAGAUUUUUCAGGAAAUCCAGCGAUGACUCCUGGGUGAGCAAUGGAACCUACAUGGACCUUAGGAAAGAACCUGGUUUUUCCAAACUGGACAAUCCUGUCCUCUGGUGAAAGAGGAGCUAAGUGAAGAUAUUCUGUGCUGUAUUUUUCGAUCUGAUUUAAAAGACAUAUAUAUAAAAGAUAACUAUAUAUCUAUAUAUACACACCUAUAUAUACACACACAUACAGAAUGUGUGUGGUGUACACAUAUGUGCAAAUGUGCAUAUCUCCAGAAUCAUGCUUAAUUUAGAAUCUGAUAAUUCUUUUGUUUCCUUUAUUCAACUAUUGCAGUGAUUGUUUGAAUGUAUAAAUAUCCUAACUUCCUUUUAUAAAAUAUUUAAUAAAUAGUACUGAAUGUUAACAGAUGGAAAAGAGAGGAGCUUUUACACUACUUUUUCAAUGUGUAAUAACGUCAGUUCUGAGUUAAAUUAUGCCUUACUGAAUUCCAUUGGAGACAGUAGCAUCAGCAUCUGCUAGCUGUGCUGAGGAAGAGUGCAAGCCUUAGUAACUCAAACUGUAGGUAGGCUUCCACAGUGCAACAAGUAGUUCAGCUCUCUCUGGGCUGGUAUAAAUUGCUAAAACAGAUUAUCAGCUGGUGCUGGAAUCUUGACUGACCUUUUGCUGUCUGUAGGAAAGAUUUAAGUAAGCUUUUGUAUCUUUCUUCUUAGCUUUAUGGAAGAGGUAGUUCUGAGCUUACAUCGGUGGUUCUAUUGCCUUAUACGUAAACUGUACCCAGUUAAAUGUAGUGCUAGAAAGUCAGGAAUCGCCAAAAUUUUCCACUGGGAAAAAUUUUCACUUCAAAUUUAUAGCCCCCAACAGGGCAAGAAGAGGAGAUCAUUUGUAUAUACUGCUUGAGCACUGACUAGAUGCAGAAGCUCUCUCUUUUUCCAAUAAGUGAAAUCUUAUAAAAAGCACGAAAUCCUGUGCUUCCAUAGCUUCAUUUGUUUUUAUUCACUUAAAAAUUGCAACAGUAAGACUUUUUAAAAAGUAAGCAAACGGAUUAUUUUAAGCUAGAAAUUUUUCCUAGUAUUUUGAUAUUUUCUACCUCUUAAGAAAUAACAUAUUUAAGAUCUUAUAUUUACAAAAUUACCAUCUGCCUUAUGGAGAAGUAUAUGGAGUCUUUGAUCUUCCUCUGUUUGUUUGUUAAGUUCAGAUAAAUAUUUAAACGUCUUGCACUAAAUCAAUUGCAUCCCUUUCCUGUAAUUUUAUACGUAUGGUUCAAUUUGUGAAGCUACUAAACCAUAGGUCAGAAAUUUAACAGGAAGCAAAUGUAGCAGAAGCCUCACGUUUGAAUGAAGAUUAUAGAGAUGGGCAGUAUUUUUAGUUUUUUCCCAUCAAAUCACGAUGCCAUAGUCAUUAACAAACUAAUUUGCAUUCCCACAUAUCUGCAACCCAAGCCUGCUCCAUGGUUCUUCUAACCUGCUCUGUGUGUCUGCAACUCUCUGGCAGCAAUGCAGUUUUCCAUGUGAUAGAUCUGCAUGCUGUCACCACACCCUUUUCUUUUCUUUACAUGCCACUGUAAAGAUACAAAACAAGCCCAAAUGCUGGCAUGUUAAAUUGGUUUAUGACUGGAACAACUGGACAUGGCAUGGAUGAAGUAGACUCCUAGGAGGACAGACUAAUAGCUUAGAAAAGCUUGCACUUUACUGCAAUUGUGCUGCAUUAUUCUAGAGAAAAUCUAUUAAAAAUGGAUCUAUGUAUUGUAUGUAACAUGAAGGAAAUACUAUGAAGGUUUUAAAUUUUAAACAAAAUCUGUGGUGUCAGAUUAGAUGUAUAUUUGAACUUUGCUUUCUAUUACCUUGAAGCCUCAUUGUCUCAGAGGCAGAUGAAUGCUUUCUCACCAUUUCUCAUUUUGCCCAGGAUCUCUCCCUCACCAUCAUUUCCGUAAUUUAGUACCAAAGAAGUUAGCAUAAUUAUAUCUAAUUAAUAUGUCUUCAAAAAACUUGACUACCAUGCCAGCAGCUUUAAACAAAGCAAGGUUCACACUUACAUGAAGACAAAAUCUGGGCUUUGAUUCCAAAGGAAGUAUUAAACUUUGGGGCUGCUUGGCUUUUCAAGAAAAAUGAGAUUCUCUUCAUGCCUUGUUCCCUUCUGUCUUUUAUUCUUGUAUUAACUGUCAAAACCUGGCACAGAAAUGAGUUGAUCAUUGCAAUUAUCCUUGCUGUUGGUAAUUACAAUUUAUACUAAAAUUAAGGUUCAUUUAAAAACAAAAGAGGGUAGAGGAAAUAAAAUCUUUUAAGAAAAGGAGCAAAACUUGUGGAGGCUGCAUUAAGCUUGCUCAUUGUCAUAUUUGGCAGCUACUGUGAUACUGCCUGAUCUGACUGCUGGGUUUGUGUGUGUGGAGGGGAUUCCCCUACGCAGGUAUUAAACAAAACAAGUCUCAUAUGGGGUAUUUGAGUCAUGAUUUUUGAGAAAUCAGACUGGCAGUGCCAAGUCUGAUUUCUCUAACACUCCAAACUGUCUGAAACACAUGGGAUGAAUGACAAGAAGCAUUGGGCUGAGCAGUGCCUUACAUAAAAACUUCUUCAUCAAAAUUUCUUAUCAAGAAAGUAAACUCCGGAGUUUUAGCACUGUCUCCAUAAAAAUGCCUGAGAAUAAUCCAGGGCAUUUCUUAAAUGCAUGAAGCAAAAUCAUUGAACAAGUAAUCGCUCCUUUUGUAAAUCUAUAAUACACACCUCCAAACACAAUGCAACCAGUUGUGAAUGAUCCUCUGACCCCACAUUUCCAACUGCACUACAGUUUUCCCUGCUUACUUUUGUAUAAAACAAUUGGGUUUAGUUGUUAAACUUCUGUUGACUGUAUAUUAAGAAGUGGAAGAAAUUUGUCUUGAUGUUAGUUCUGUGUAUUUCUGCAUGUAAAUAUAUUCAACAUUCACAAAGCUAAUAUAUUCUAUAAAGUUA